AUGGGAGUUGAAAACAGUCCAAGACAAAAUACAAAAGAUGAAACGAAAUCAAUUAUUGACGCAGCAGGUUUUGCGUUCAAUCAGGCGAAAAACCAAAAUCAUUUGUUAUCAAAAAGUCGUUCUGAAGUGGUUUAUAAAAAAGAGUUUCCAAAACCAAAAGUUAAAGCAAAUUCUGUUAUCGAAUUUAAUUCAACAGAUUAUUAUAAUAAUAAUUCACAAUAUAACCAAAUCAAUUCUAGAUUUGCCACCAAACCAUCAAAUGCUUCUCCUAGAGCUUGGUCUGAUGUUACAUAUCGUCCACAUGACACUCGUACUGAAUUAACAAAUUAUAGUGACCCAGGUCCUCAAGUAUACAAUCCACAACGAAAACAAACAUUUAACUUUCCUCCCCGUGUACCAACCGCCACAACCUAUGAAAAUAACCACAAUUAUUAUCCCAAUCAACAUCAGCAACCUUCUUUAUAUAGUGAAGCCAGAUCACCUAAGCCUAGAAUUGCAGCCAGUGCUAUGAUGGAUAUUGGCGAUAAUGUAGCACAACCAAGAACAACUGAAGCUGUUAAGCCAAGAAAAGUGGCACUUUCAGCACAAUUAAAUAACGCUAACAAUUUCCCUGACUCAAGAAAUGACGACGAUGAAUAUGAAGAGGAUUAUAAUGAUGAAUUUCUUGAUCUUAGAAUUUCCAACAAAUCACUCCUAUCACUUAAUGUUGUACUUGAAUCUACUGUCAAAGAACAAUCUGACAAACUUGCAAUAAUUCCAUCAUUUGAAGCUAUGAUGGAAACACAAAAAAAACAAGUAGAGAAUCUCAAUAAGGUUGAAAAGUUAAUUUGUACAUUAUCAACUAAAAUGACUGAACAAGAUAAUGAAAUCAAGGUUAUCAAAAGUCAAAUCAUAGAGAAAUCGGAUGAAAAAGAAAAGACACGAGUAACUCUAUUCUAUGAUCCAAAAUCUCUUCCAUUAAAUUCUCUUCCAAAUAUUAUUUUUGACAGGGUAUACGACGAUAUCACAAUUCUUUUCUCGGUGGUGACUUCUUUACUUUAUACUGUUUAUAUUUUUCCUGUAAUUGUUGUGGCAAGAACUGCCAAACAACUUGUUGAUAAGUCCAGUGAAAUAGCAAGUCAAAAAUCAUAA
Molecule: messenger RNA, 1131 nt
Organism: Entrophospora candida
Lineage: Eukaryota; Fungi; Glomeromycota; Glomeromycetes; Entrophosporales; Entrophosporaceae
Source: the annotation of a GenBank genome assembly